AUAGAUAGAUCUAAUGAUCUUUGGAAUAUCUUGAAAGUUUCAGCCGAAAAGAAUGUUCCAUUGUUGAACUAUUGAGUUUCCAAAUAAAGUCGGCUUUUGUGACAAGUGACAAUUUUUUGGAAGUUUAAUAUCUCGACAGCAGAACAUUUUUAUCAGCUGAAAUUCUCAGGAUAUUCUAAGGAUCGUUAGAUUUAUUUUUGGAAAAAAAUACAAGUUGAAAAUUCAGUAAAAUAGUUGUAGCUCAGCGUCAGAGAUUCAUGGACAUGAACCCUUUUUGGAUUUUUCUAGUUUUAUCUGCAUUUCCUUGUGAGUCUAAUAUCAGUUGAAACGACGAAUUUUAAUUGAAGUUAUUUUUUCGUGUUAUAUAGUCCUGAACAUGUCUAAGACAACGAACAUGUUUUAUUCAAAAUAUUUAGUUUCCAAAAGAAAAGUUGUUAGCGCAAUACCUGCAGGAUUAAAACCCAUAUUUCUACCUUAAUAUUUGAAAACUCCUUUUAGAUCUUAUUUCACAAGAUUGCAGCUUGCUAUAAGAGGACAUGAUAAUCAAGUCUACUUGGAAACAUAACAUUUCGAGAAAGAUAUGUUCGUUUUCGUAGAAACUUUCAAGGCUAUCUAAUGACUCUUAAAUCUGCCUAUAAACUAAAUUUCAGCUUUUCGUACUUGUCUUGUCUUCUUUUCCAGUAGACCAUGGGUUCGAAUUCAGUCAAGCUUUUCCUAGUCUAACGAGAUCCAACAGUUGGAUAUGUUUUUGCAUCAGCUAUGCAAAAUGAAACCAUUCUCUCCUAUAUCCAGAAUAUUGAGUGAUAAGCCUUUCAUCUUCUUAUAUGAUAGAUUUCCUAUGUAAAUUCAAAAAUUAAAUUUUUACCUACAUAAGAACUAAUUGGUUGAAUUAUGAUCCCAACAAAUCUUCCUACCAUUUUUAUGAUUAGGAAAGUAAAUCGUUGCCGAGAUUUCUAAAAUAAAUAGUUACAAACUUAAAAAAAUUGAGAAAGUCUAUGUAAACCUACAAGAUUUAAAUAAUAAAUUAUAAAAUAUCUUAGAGGUAUUCCAGCAAUAAAUGGAAAAGGUGAACGUCUUCUUCUUUUUCUUGGUAUUAUUGAUAUACUACAAACAUUUGAUAUCUGUAAAGUAAUGCAACGACAAUAUCAAACAGUUGAAAAUCGUGAUGUUAUUAAUGAACGUUCGAUUGUUGAAGCAGAUUUUUAUGCAAAGCGUUUUAAAGAAUUUCUAUUUGAACGUGUUUUUCAUCCAGAUGAUGAUGAAAUUCUAACAAAUCCAAUUAGCACAUUAACAUCUUCUCUUUAUCAACAAACAUCUAAUGAACAAAAUACAUCUUUUAAUUCUUCCAUCUAUCCACAAUUACAUUUUUCUUAA
Rotaria sp. Silwood2 is the source of this 1374-nucleotide messenger RNA. NCBI's taxonomy places the organism in Eukaryota, Metazoa, Rotifera, Eurotatoria, Philodinida, Philodinidae. The record is from the annotation of a GenBank genome assembly.